Parathielavia appendiculata is the source of this 576-nucleotide messenger RNA. RefSeq lists its product as uncharacterized. The coding region runs from base 118 to 516 and encodes 132 amino acids. The transcript has a single exon. NCBI's taxonomy places the organism in Eukaryota, Fungi, Ascomycota, Sordariomycetes, Sordariales, Chaetomiaceae. The record is from RefSeq and is a predicted model, not a curated record.
ACCAUGGCCUGUUCCGGCACUGCAGAUUCGUAGAACAGAGUAGCGCCGAGUGUGGGAACCAAGCCGAGCGAGGUGCAGAAGAACGGCUGCUCCCGGGCUUUUGACAGUUAUCGAGCGAUGCUGGUAUGGCAGAACCGUGAUAUUGUUUGGGAGGCGGUGAGGUGUCUGAGGUCACUGCCUUCCUGGCCGCUGCCAGCAAGAGGCAAGCAAGCCUCCCCAUGCCCUGGCGAUGGAGGCGUUGCACCGGCAGUCGGGUUCGGAUUUCGAGUCACAUCUGUUCCGCCGCCGUUAGGCAGCGGCUGCUUGACUAGAAGCUCGAGAGCGAAACAUCUGGAUUUCGGGUUAUCAACUGUCGUUGCAUCCAGUAAGCUUCGGUACCUGUGCUCAUCAUCUUGGGGCGGACUUACAAGAAUGCCGAAGAAUCAAACCUGGGCUCAGUUUCUACCAUUUCCUAUCCACAGCAUUACAACAAGUAUCAACAACAAGCAAGUACAUGAUCGCACCCAAAACCCUUAACCCCCAGUCAGAUCCCCAUCACUCCUCCGAAACUUCACCCUACUCUCCCAUAUCCAUCGC